Molecule: messenger RNA, 456 nt
Organism: Symbiodinium necroappetens
Lineage: Eukaryota; Dinophyceae; Suessiales; Symbiodiniaceae
Source: the annotation of a GenBank genome assembly
AUGUCGAACUGCUGGGCAUGGGGCGUGCAGCAGCGGCUGGCAAGUUCACCUUGUGCACCGCUUGUAACGCAGUACGUGAGCUGCUGCCGGCAGGCCGGAUGGGAUGCUCGCGAGAGACUGGACCAGAAAUUCGCAGUUCCAGAUGGAGGGGCUGAGGCCUUGCCGUGCGAGGGUGAACUCACGGAAUUGAGGCGCUGCUUGCCCACAGCGCUGUUGGGCGGCAAGGGCAGGCCGUUUGAGGCCUGCGAGCGUGAUUUUCGUGCGGUGGCCAUGCUUCCCGCAGAUGACGGCGAAAGUGAGAAGGCUCACAAUGUGUUGAGGCGUGGCUGGGCUUGCUUGAGACGGGCGUUUCAGCAGCCGGUGGACCAGCUUGUGGCCCAGACUGCUGCCGUGGGUGAGUGCCGUCCUGCAAUUCCAGUAAAGAACGCCGCGGGCAAAGGGCAUUGGACAUCCUAG